AGCGUUCAUCAGCGCUGACAUCCGUCGAACCGCCGCCAUUAUCUCUGCAGCGGAAGAAGGAAGGAGAAAACAGUCGGAACCGAGAGAAAUUAAGUCAAUUUUGGAUCAAUACUGCCAUGGAGGUUCCUGGAGCCGACAGCGACUGGAGGAGCCCUCAGUUCCGACAGAAAGUCGUGGCUCAGAUUGAAGACGCCAUGAGGAAGGCCGGUUCUGGAAACACGACACACAAGUCUGGGACGGACAUGGAGAACCAUGUCUUCAUCAAAGCCAAGACCAGAGAGGAGUACCUGUCCCUGGUGGCCCGGCUCAUCAUCCACUUCAGGGACAUCCAUAAGAAGGCACUGGGAGGAGCCGAUCCCAUGAAUGCCCUGACUAACCUGACGGGGGUAGGCGGGGGCAUGGGCAUGGGGCCCCGGCCCCCAGGCACCGCGGUGGGGGGCAUGGGGGCCAUGGGGCAGAUGCAGCUAGGCCAGCAUGCCAUGGCCGGGGUGCAGGGAAACCCACAAGCCAUGGGCACCCCGGGCCAGAUGUCAGUGCAGCAGAUGGUGCAGCAGCAGCAGCAGCAGUCCAUGCAGUUCCAGCAGUUCCAGCAGGCACAGCAGCAACAGCAGGCGCAGCAGAACGCCGCGUUGCAGCAGCAGCAGCAGCAGCAAGCUCCAAGUCUGACCAAUGGAGCAGCAUUCCAGUUAUUAGCACAUUCCAACAUGGUGGCGCCCAAGUAG
Messenger RNA from Xiphophorus couchianus (Monterrey platyfish), 722 nucleotides. Its product is annotated as mediator of RNA polymerase II transcription subunit 15-like. The record is from RefSeq and is a predicted model, not a curated record. The coding region runs from base 117 to 722 and encodes 201 amino acids. Gene Ontology annotation, biological process: regulation of DNA-templated transcription. Gene Ontology annotation, molecular function: transcription coregulator activity. NCBI's taxonomy places the organism in Eukaryota, Metazoa, Chordata, Actinopteri, Cyprinodontiformes, Poeciliidae. The transcript is spliced from 7 exons.